UAACCUUGAAGUCGCAAAUCAUACUUUAGACAAAUAGGUCACAAGAUAAUAGAAUAAUUUAGUUAACUUAAAAGAUUGUAAUUGCGGCAUGCGUGUAUGAUAUAGUAAGGAAUAGGAUAGCGUAAGGAAGACUUUACAUUAUUCAAUUACUGCAGCAAUAUGGCAGGGACACGUUUGGAAGAGUUCUAUAAAGAAAUUAGCGCUGAUCUUGUGAGGACUGUACAAUUCUGGUUGAAAUAUUCACAUGACGAUGAAUAUGGUGGUUUCUUUAAUUGUCUUGGACCAUCUGGUCAUGUUUAUGACGACACAAAAUACGUUUGGUUGCAGGCUCGCCAGGUAUGGAUGUACGCACGAUUGUAUAAUGAAGAGGAACAGUUUAGAAAGCCAGAUAUUAUCAAGGCAGCUGUUAGAGGUGUUGAGUUUCUGCAGAAGAACGCCAAAGACCCGAAAACAUGCAAACUAUGUCUUAGUUUAACGCGUCAAGGACAGCCUAUCAAAAUUCAGAGGUCUAUAUUCUCCGAGUGUUUCUACACAAUGGCUUUGUCAGAGCUCUAUCGGACAACACAUGAACAAAAAUAUAAAGAUGAGGCAAUAGAAAUGUUUGACAAGAUCAUUUAUUGGGUCAGAGAAGAUCCAACAGAUUUAAGGCUUGGGUUGUCUCCCCUCCCAGGGGUCACUCCAGUCAACUCUAUGGCGGUUCCCAUGAUGCUCCUCUGUGUUCUAGAUCAAAUGGAAACAAUGGAUUCCUCCAUGUCGGAAAAUUACGCUGAUGUUGCUGACUGGAGUUUAAAGCAGGUUCUUAAUCACAAACAGCGAGAAGGUUCUAUAAUUUUGGAAAAUGUCAGCCCCUCUGGUGAAGAACUUCCGGGAAGUUUUGGAAGGCUGACUGUUCCAGGGCAUGCCAUCGAAGCAGGAUGGUUUUUGUUACAAUUUGCUAAGAAAAGAAAUGACAAAGAGCUUAAAAAGACAGCAAUAGAGGAUUUUAUUGUCAAAAUGUUUGAUCAUGGUUGGGAUACAAAAUAUGGUGGACUUUUCUACUUUUUAGAUGUCGACGGUUACAGCCCAGUACAGCUUGAGUGGAAUAUGAAACUUUGGUGGACACACAACGAGUCGAUGAUCUCUUUUCUGAUGGCGUAUCAGGAGACCAAAGAUUUAAAAAUGCUAGAGAAGUUUGAGCAGCUCUUCGAUUACUGUUAUUCAAAACAUGUUGAUAAAGAAAAUGGUGAGUGGACAGGGUAUCUUAACAGAGAUGGAAGUAUCUGCAUGGAUUUUAAGGGAGGUCCAUGGAAAGGUUGUUUACACGUGCCACGUGCAUUGCUGAUGUGUAAACAAAUAUUGGGCGAAAUUCUUGGAAAGUAGACCAUUCAGUGAAACUAAAGAAUGCAGAAGACUAACUUUUAGAUCUCAAAAUAACCGAUAAUAACUCCUAAAAUAAAGGUCUCUACAAACAUUACAAAUAAAAAAACCUUUGUUUUUGGUGUACUAAGUCAAAAUAUUUUGACUGCCAAAGCUAAUUGGGUCAGAAUCUGCUAGAGAUUUACAAAAUAGCACAAUAUCUGCAGUAGAAAAAGUUGGACUCGUUUUUGCUGUUGUUGACAUUGUUGUUCUAUUUAAGGUCGUGUCACAAUCGAUAGAACUGAACCGAAUAUACAAUGUAUUUUCCUCUUUUUAUUCUUCUUUCUUUUGGCUCCCUAAGGCUAUAAGGCAGUAAUGGCCUCAUAAUUUCAACGCUAGUGAGAAAGAUUUCAAAAGGUGCUAUACGCUGCUGGAAAUGUUUGUCAUCAUGUUGCUAGUUUUCACUCCGGAAUACGGCAGUAAGCCACAUUGAAUUUGCCAGAGCACAGCUCAGCAACCACAUUGCUCCUGCUGGGAAAGCAUUGACUGGCUUAUGAUUAUAAAAAUAAACGUUGUUGUGUCACUCUUUCUUCGUACAAUUGUGCACUCGUGAAUACGUGGAAGCAUUCUUAUAUGAAUUCAACUUAACAACAUAUGAUGUCAAUGUGUCUUUCUAUGAUGUCAACCUAUCAUUUGACGAUGUGCAUGUAUGAAUAUAUUAUGUGGCAGCAUCAUUAUAUAGUGUCAACUUAUCAAUAUAUUAUGUCAAUCUUUCAUUAAUUAUACCAACGC
Molecule: messenger RNA, 2127 nt
Organism: Ruditapes philippinarum (Manila clam)
Lineage: Eukaryota; Metazoa; Mollusca; Bivalvia; Venerida; Veneridae
Product: N-acylglucosamine 2-epimerase-like
Exons: 11
Coding region: 160-1359 (399 amino acids)
Biological process (GO): N-acetylglucosamine metabolic process; carbohydrate metabolic process; N-acetylmannosamine metabolic process
Molecular function (GO): N-acylglucosamine 2-epimerase activity
Source: RefSeq, a predicted model, not a curated record